CUGGAUGUGGGAGGUCAUGAGUUCGAUUCCCAGUGGCGCCACUUGAACGUUCCCGGCGGCACCCUUGGUAUCGGAGGCGAAACCUCCCCAAUGUUAAUAGCAGAAAGCCCCGAUUGGUAUGUAGGUACCCCAGUAAUUCAGUAGGCCCCACCGUCACUCAAGCGACACUAGGGCUGAGGUUCUUUUGAUUAUCAAAUAAUUUUUUUUUUACCGUAUUAGGCUUGAUUUCGAAGGAUACGACAGCGCAGCAGUCACAAGGAAAAGGAAAGUCUCCACUCCAGUGAAGUCAGAUGCACUUCAAGUCUUCCCUUCCCUUUCCACUUUCGUCCUUGCACCGUUUCCGCUUCAUAUCUUUGAUCUUUCCCACUCAAAUCUCUCUGAGCGACCUUCCAGAGAGAUAUCCAUCCUCUCAACAUAAAUCUUCACCAGGAUUAUCCCGUGACUCCCGUGAAUUGCUCCAGUAUCUCCAAUUGGCGAAGCCUAUACUCUCCCGUGCCGACCUCCGGCUCCCGACUGUCAGCUGGAUCGAGCUUAGAGAACAUUUCAUCCUCCGCCAUUGAUUAGCUUGUUUUGAGCUUCGAUAUGGUGGCGGAGGAUUGAUGGUCUAAGGAAAGCGAUAUUGGGGGUUUAAUGAAGCAGAGGAAGGCGGCGGCGGCGACGCAGAUGCAGCAGCAGCAGCUCAAGUCCUACUACAAAUGGAGGAGAAAAAUGUUUGCUAUGGUGCUGCUAGGGUUGUGCUUAUGCAGUUUGGUUCUGAUGCAGACUCAGUACAGUCAAAUCAUGGCGCUCAGUGCGCGGUUCCGUCACGAGCAGCAGCUGCCGCCGAGGAUCGCCUUCUUGUUCAUCGCUCGGAAUCGGCUCCCUCUCGAAGUAGUAUGGGAUGCGUUUUUCAAGGGUGAGGAGUCGAGAUUUUCAGUUUUUGUUCAUUCCAGGCCUGGAUUUCUAUUCAACGAGGCAACAACGAGGUCGGAGUAUUUCCUGGAUCGUCAAGUUAACAAUAGCAUUCAGGUAGAUUGGGGAGAAGCUAGUAUGAUUGAGGCAGAGCGUAUAUUACUUCGACAUGCACUUGAGGAUCCCUCGAACAGGCGCUUUGUUUUCCUCUCAGACAGCUGCAUACCUCUUUACAACUUCAGCUACACAUAUGACUAUAUCAUGUCAACAUCAACCAGUUUUGUAGACAGCUUUGCUGAUACAAAAGAUGGUCGCUACAAUCCAAAGAUGGACCCAGUGAUCCCUGUAGAUAACUGGAGGAAAGGAUCUCAGUGGGUUGUUCUGACCAGACAGCAUGCUGGGGUUGUAGUGCAGGACAGUACUGUCUUUCCUGCUUUCCAAAAGCAUUGCAGGCGGAAAUCGCUACCUGAGUUCUGGAGGGAUCAACCCUUUCCUACUGAUCCAUCUAAGGAGCACAAUUGUAUACCUGAUGAACAUUAUGUCCAAACAUUAUUAGCUCAAAAGGGCCUCGAGAAAGAAAUUACUCGAAGAUCACUGACUCACAGUUCAUGGGACGUUUCAUCUUCUAAAGAUCCAAAACGCCGAGGAUGGCAUCCUGUUUCCUACAAGUUUUCGGAUGCUACUCCCAUGCUAAUACAGUCUAUCAAGGAUAUUGAUAACAUUUACUACGAGACAGAGUACAGACGAGAAUGGUGCACCAGCAAAGGGAAACCCUCGACAUGUUUCCUAUUUGCUCGAAAAUUCACACGACCUGCUGCCCUCCGCCUCCUCAAUAUGCAGUCUGAGCUUGGUGUGUUUAAAGAUAAAGCAACAAACGACCCCUGAUCCUCAGGCGAUAGAAGGUAAUCGAACAAAACUAGCCUUCUAACCCCACAAUGAUAAAGAUCAAGGAAGAACGUAUAUAAAAGUGGAGUUUAACGUGAAACUGAAGAGAGAGGUGUAAAUUAGAGUCACUACAAUGCAGUUGGUCAGAAAAGGUCAUAUAUAGCCUAAAUAUAACGUGUGUUGUUGUAUCUUGUUCUUCAUAGUGAUUAGUGUGCAUGCUAUAAGAGGCAAGACUAUUGUUGAUUUGUUUCUAGUCCAUUUUUCGUCAGCCAAGUUCAUGACUUGUAUAUUUGUGUUGUGUGUAGAAGGCGUUUUCAAUUGAUAGCUCCAGAAUAAAAGAUUGAUAUGUAGAUAGUACACAGAUACUAAUUGGCUUAAUUGCAAGUUUGGUCACUCGAAUUGCUAAAAAAUUUCACGUUUGCCACUCAAAUUAAUUUAUUCCAUUUAU
Linum trigynum is the source of this 2224-nucleotide messenger RNA. The record is from the annotation of a GenBank genome assembly. NCBI's taxonomy places the organism in Eukaryota, Viridiplantae, Streptophyta, Magnoliopsida, Malpighiales, Linaceae.